GGAGUGACUAAGUGAAAGAAAGUGGAGAAUAAAAAAAAUAAAAGCCAUGGAAAAUCUAACGAACUUAAUAAUAAAAACAGUCUUAUACACGGAUCAUUGGUGUGAAUCAAUUAAUCGGCGUCAUCAUCGACAAGAAUUAAGAAAUCUAAAUGAUAAAAAAUUUUGGAAAACUUCCAAGGCUAAAGAGUGUCGUUUACGUCGCUCCGAAUUAAGGAGAAAAAAUGAUAAAUUUUUUAUGAAAACGUAUUGGCAUCUAGACAAUUUUUUUAAUGGUUUUAAAUUAGUGAAAGAUGAUUUGAAGCAACCGAUUGUUUCAAAAAGUAAACGUCGUGAAGUACAAAAGAAUGGCAGAUAUUUAGCAUAUUUAUUAGCAUUAAAUAAAAACUUAAGACAAAAAAUACAUGAAAAAUAUAUUGAUGGCAUAUUCAUGAGACGAUUCAGAAGACGUAUAUUAGUUGAAGAGAACAAUUUUGUUAACUGGGAUGAUGAUGACGCCGAUAACCAUAUUGGGGAAAAUAUCUUUAAUCUUCAAGAACUCUUUGAAGGAUGUCCCCCCUUUUUGGAUUACGGACUAGUGCUUCACCUUCAAAGGGUUCACAAACGGAUAGAAGCCCAGGCUAUUUGGGGUCCAUUAACGAAAGCGGAAAAUGUUCUCAACUUACGAGAAUUGUUUGGAAACUAUGACCCGGAAUUGUUAGAGGACAACAUGUGAAGGGAUUAUAAUUGUGUAAAUAAAUUAACUACAUAAGCAAUCGUGGAAAAUGUGGAGGAAAAAGAAUGUUACUCCCAUGUAAAAAUUAUGUGUAAUACGAUUAUUUUUAUCGUGGAAUUCAAUGUAAUUAUGUAAAAUCAAU
Molecule: messenger RNA, 854 nt
Organism: Chelonus insularis
Lineage: Eukaryota; Metazoa; Arthropoda; Insecta; Hymenoptera; Braconidae
Exons: 3
Coding region: 47-712 (221 amino acids)
Source: RefSeq, a predicted model, not a curated record